This is a messenger RNA of Cuscuta campestris, 1490 nucleotides long. Lineage: Eukaryota; Viridiplantae; Streptophyta; Magnoliopsida; Solanales; Convolvulaceae. The record is from the annotation of a GenBank genome assembly.
UUUUAAAAUUGAAUUAAGCAUGACUAUAUGUCACAAUGUGCUACACCUCAAGUCCUAUCCAUACACACAAGAGGCGAUAUGAUAAAGCAGUUGAGCGGCUUAUCAAGCCGAUUAUCAUCGCCAGUUUUUCAAAUUCGUCAGCUUGCAGGAGAUUUAUCGUCCAUCCCACCCAAUUCUUAUCAUCACCGGAUCGCUGCUAAGGAGAAGAUCGAGGUUCGUCUCACAGUGAGAGCUCACUCCACAUCACCGGAAGCAGUCUCCUCCGGCAGCAGAAUGGUCAAAGCUAUUAGGGUUCACGAGACUGGGGGCCCCGAGGUCCUCAAGUGUGAGGAUAUCGAAGUAGGAGAGCCAAAGGAAGGGGAGAUCAAGGUGAAAAACCAGGCAAUUGGCCUGAACUUCAUUGAUGUACAGUUUCGCAGAGGGUCUUAUAAGGCUGUUACAUUGCCAUUUACACCAGGUAUGGAAGCUGCUGGAGUGGUGACAGCCGUUGGUCCUGGAUUAACUGGAAGAAAAGUUGGGGAUAUUGUAGCAUAUGCUGGCCACCCAAUGGGUGCAUAUGCUGAAGAACAGAUCCUCCCUGCAAAUAAAGUGGUGCCUGUUCCACCUUCUAUUGACUCCAUCACCGCAGCAUGUGUACUUCUGAAGGGAAUGACUGCUCAUAUGUUAGUUCGCAGUUGCUUCAAGGUUGAACCUGGACACACUGUUCUUGUUCACGCAGCAGCAGGUGGAGUUGGCUCGCUUUUGUGCCAAUGGGCAAAUGCACUUGGUGCCACAGUCAUCGGGACUGUCUCAACUAAAGAAAAGGCAGCCCAAGCAAGAGGAGAUGGGUGCCACCACACCAUAAUCUACAAGGAAGAGAAUUUUGUGUCCCGUGUGAAUGAGAUCACUUCUGGAAAAGGAGUUGAAGUUGUCUAUGAUUCUGUUGGCAAAGACACCUUUCAGGGAUCCCUAGAAUGCCUGAAGGUGCGUGGAUACAUGGUGUGUCUGGGACAGGCAUCUGGGGCACCAGAUCCUGUGCCCUUACCUGCCCUGGGGGCAAAAUCACUGUUCUUGACCAGACCAACACUGUUCCAUUACAUAGCCACGCGCGAUGAGCUGCUGGAAUGUGCCGGCGAGGUGUUUGCCAAUGUUUCGUCCGGCGUCUUGAGGCCACGCGUCAAUCACACCUUUCCCCUCUCUCAAGCAGCACAAGCUCACGCCAUCUUGGAGAGCAGACAGAGUUCCGGAUCUGUCGUGCUCAUUCCAGACAACAAGGACUGAUCUUUGUUCAUGGAAAAACUCGAAUAAAAAUGUCACCCGGUCCGGUAAUGUUAUAACAUUACUUAUUUAAAGACUGUUGCGAUUGUUUUACUGUGCUUUAUGACAUAAUGUGACACAAUGUUGUGUAAUGUACCAUGAAAGUCCGGGGAGAUGAGAUCUCUUUUUCAUAUUUUGCAUGAUUUUUGCCUUCCUUGGUGUCAACUGUCAACUAAGAAACUAAGAGACUUGUG